GUGCCAGUUUUGCACAUUUCUCCAAAAGUUAACUCCUUCUUACAGAGCCUCCAAACCAAGUACGUCUGUAUUCAUUUAAUGUGUUUUCUCUCAAUUUUAAACCUCGUUUAUGUUGGACCCCAGCUUUCCUACAGUCUGAGACUGCAGAUUUCAUACAGAAACCAGAUGUUCCCGGGUUUGGCAGUGGCGCUAUAUAAUUGCUUUGGUGACUUUAAUCUGUCGUGGAGCAGAGCCUGCUAAUGAGAUGGGAUGGAAUGAGUGUCAUGAACUAAAGGGAAAACCCCUCACAUACUGCAGGAGAAACAUCAAGACUGCAGAGUGUUGGGUUACGGAGAAUAAAUCGUCAGGACCUCAGGGUCAUAACUGUUCCCUGUCAUUAUGUUCACUCAAUGAAUGGAAACAAUCCGGUUGGAAAACAUCCGGAAAACCUUUGCAUGGAUGAUCAGUAUUAUGAAAUCCUCCCAGGAUGCUGUGUGGCGCUUUCUGAUCUCAGAUCCUGAGGGAGAGGAAAAUAAAGAUAAAUGGGAAAAGAGUGGUAAAUAAAAUCAGAGGGAAAUAUGUUCAGUCGGACACAAUGAAGAGAAUUCAUAUAAAAGAUGUUCUGUGCACCCUGCUCAUGCUGGGGCUACUCUGUCUGAUGUUGUAUGCCCAUCAAGGCUUCACUUCCAUCUGGGACACCUGGCAGUUAGAGCAGGGCUGUACAAGCUCCCGCGCUCUUUUAGGGCCCCCACCAGAGAGCCAUGUAACUAAACGGGUCCCUUCUACGCCCCCAGACAAGACAAAGUGCCAGUCUCCGCAUCAGUCCCAUUCUAAGUCUCAGACAUACCCCAAGUCUAAACUUCAGUCUAAAUCCAAACCUCAGACCAAGAACAAAUCUAAGUCAAAGAAAGAUGAGGGGACAAAGGCUGUUCCGGUUUUACCCACACGACCACCUUUUGACUUUGAGGGUUACCUGAGGGAUAAGGACAACCGGGACUUCAGACUGCUGAUGGACCAGCUAGGGAAGUGCUCAGGCGAGCCCUACAUGCUCAUUGCUAUCAAGUCAGUAGUGGCAGACUUUGAAAGGAGACAGGUAGUGCGGCGCACCUGGGGAAGAGAGGGUGUUCUCCAGGAUGGGCAGACAGUAAAGACUGUAUUCCUCCUUGGGGUGCCCAGGAACAAGACCGCCCUGCCUUUCUGGGACCGGCUCCUUGCCUACGAGAGCCACACCUUUGGGGACAUUCUCCUCUGGGACUUUGAUGACACAUUUUUCAACUUGACACUUAAAGAGACCCACUUCCUCCAGUGGGUGAAUGACAGCUGCUCCAAUGUCCAGUUCAUCUUCAAAGGUGACGCUGAUGUCUAUGUGAAUAUUGAGAACAUUGUGGAGAUGGUGAAGGGUCAGAAGCCUGAUAAGGACCUCUUUGUGGGUGAUAUAAUCCACCAUGCCUGCCCCAUCCGCUGGCGCAGCAGCAAGUACUUUGUGCCUGAGUUUGUGUACGGCCAGACGAUGUAUCCGUCAUAUGCAGGAGGGGGAGGCUUUGUGAUGUCUGGUCACACCGCCAGGCGGCUGAGUGAAGCGUGUCAGCAGGUAGAACUAUUCCCUAUCGACGAUGUGUUCUUAGGCAUGUGCUUACAGAGAAUGGGAGUGAAACCGUCACACCAUGAGGGUUUUCGUACGUUUGGCAUUGUGCGCCCCUCUGCUGCUCCCCACCUCCAGGUGUUUGACCCUUGUUUCUGCAGGGAGCUGAUGGUGGUACACAGCCUGACAGUGCCACAGAUCUGGCUCAUGUGGAACCUGCUGCAUGACCCCCAACUGAGCUGUCACAGUAACCCGACCCCCACCCUGUGGCCCUUCAAGUGGAGGGGCAAGGUACUCAGGACAACAGGACAAAAGGACUCAGAGACUACAGUGGAACAGGACUAUGAUGUUACAGUGUUUGUAAAGCAUUGAGAGGUUUGGUUUAAGUUGAUCAGAGGGACUACACUGUGAAAGCCAUUGGGAUAUGGAAGCUGUGAUUGAAUGUUUGCUAGUUAUUUUGAGGUUUUUGCUUAAAAGUUUACAGCCAUUUUAAAUGUACUCCUUGUCUAAGAAAAAAAACAUGUUAUCUUGUUCAUUAACAUCCUGGAUGUAAAACCAGUCUGUAUACUGGUGGUAAUGUUUAAAAUAUCCCUGCUCCAUUUAGGUACAGUAUGACUGAAUUCAUUUUUGUAUUUUAUUGCACAGAGCCUCAAUAAGGUCAAUAUUGACUGAAGCAUGUGCCAGGUUGAUUUUGUGAAAUUGAAUGUACAUUACAGUGUUGUCAAUUAUGAAUUGUUGUGUGUGAUAACACAUCAUAUUACACAUGUACAUAAACUUGAAAGGGAAGUUAGGGGAGGCAAAGCUCAAUGCAUCAACUGUAUAGGACACAUCACUGCACUUUAUACUCCUCUGUAAAUUGGUCAUCUCUGUACACCUGUCGCAAGACCCACUGGUUGAUGCUUAUUUAUAAAACCCUCUUAGGCCUAACUCCCCCCUCCACAUACAACACCCGUUCUGCCAGUCACAUUCUGUUAAAGGUCCCCAAAGCAAAUACAUCCCUGGUUCGCUCCUCUUUUCAGUUCGCUGCAGCUAGCGACAGGAAUGAGCUGCAACAAACACUCAAACUGGACAGUUUUAUCUCAAUCUCGUCAUUCAACGACUCAAUCAUGGACACCCUUACUGACAGUUGUGGCUGCUUUACGUGAUAUAUUCUUGUCUCUACCUUCUUGCCCUUUGUGCUGUUAUCUGUAUCCAAUAAUGUUUGUACCAUGUUGUUAUGUUGUGUUGCUACCAUCCUGUGUGGUUAUGUGUUGCUGCCUUGCUAUGUUGUUGUCUUAGGUCUCUAUGUAGCGUUGUGUGUUUUGUCCUAUAUUUAUAUUGUAUUUUUUUAUAUUUUUUUAAAUACCAGGCCCCCGUCCCCGCUGGAGGCCUUUUGCCUUUUGGUAGGCCGUCAUUGUAAAUAAGAAUUUGUUCUUAACUGACUUGCCUAGUUAAAUAAAGGUUCAAUAAAAAAUAACUGUAGCUGUGGUAGGAAGUCCCCAAGGGACCUCGUUAUAUAGUUCCACACUCUGGGGGAACUUUCCUAGAAAUGUUCCAGCAGAGGUAUGAACACAAAGAAACAGUUCACACCUUGUUAUGUGCACAGAACCUCUUUUUUUUUAGUUCAUAAUUAGACACUGAAGACGACAAUCACCAAGCAACAAACCAAAGCUCAGAGUAAAGCCUGAACAUGAGUGGGUGGGUGGUGUGCUAUCAUUUACAAUACUUCUGAUAAUCAGACGUCAUACAUGGUGUUCCUUUUUAAACUUGUAUGUUCAGCUACACCUCCAACUGUAGUCCAAAUGCUUUCUUUACACGACAUGCUGUUGAUAUGAAAAUAGAAAGCAAUCUGUUAACACUGAAAUUGUCCCUGGUGGAAAAACUGCAUGUCCUGCUUUUUCUUGCUCUUAGUAAAUAAAUAAAACAAAACUUUUUGUG
This is a messenger RNA of Oncorhynchus nerka (sockeye salmon), 3478 nucleotides long. RefSeq names its product UDP-GlcNAc:betaGal beta-1,3-N-acetylglucosaminyltransferase 9-like. Gene Ontology annotation, cellular component: Golgi membrane. The transcript is spliced from 2 exons. The record is from RefSeq and is a predicted model, not a curated record. The coding region runs from base 575 to 1933 and encodes 452 amino acids. NCBI's taxonomy places the organism in Eukaryota, Metazoa, Chordata, Actinopteri, Salmoniformes, Salmonidae. Gene Ontology annotation, molecular function: UDP-glycosyltransferase activity; hexosyltransferase activity.